AUGAAAGAAUUUACUACGGUCGAUGGGAAGAUCUGUGACGAGGCUGCUGCGCAAUUGGAUGGGGAUGAAAAGAAAGCAAAGCAGAGGUGUUUCGUUGGGUUGUGUCCUAAUUUUAUGUCUCGUUACCAACUCAGUAGAAAAGCUGAGAAAGAGGCCAACACCAUUGCUGAACUCCUGAAAGAUAAAGACCGAUUUGAUGGAGUUUCCUACAAGCCUGCUUCAGGAGGGACAGCUACUAGACCUGACAAAGAGUACGAGGCCUUUGAUUCAAGAAAGGGUGCUUUCGAUACGGUCGUGGAGGCGCUUAAAGAUGCUAAUUUGAGCAUAAUUGGUGUUUACGGGAUGGGAGGUUUGGGUAAAACUACCCUUAUCAAACAAGUUGCUAGACAAGCCAAGGAUGAAAAUUUGUUUGAUGAGGUGGUCAUGGCGACUGUAACCCAGAAUUUUGACACAAAGAAUAUUCAAGAUCUGAUUGCCGAUGAAUUGGGUCUAAUUUUUGAAAAGCCGAGUGUACCCGGAAGAGCAGGCGAACUACGUAACAGACUAAAGAGGAGCAAGAAGAUUCUUGUUAUUUUGGAUGAUAUUUGGGAGAAAUUGGAUAUGGAUGCUCUAGGAGUUCCUUACGGAGGUGAACACCAAGGAUGCAAGAUCUUACUGACGUCUAGAAAGGUUGAUGCUUUAUCUUUGAUGGGUUCGCUGAAAAACAUUCGAAUUGAAAUAUUGAAAGAAGAAGAAGCAUGGAACCUGUUUAAGAAGAAGGCAGGUGAUAUUGUUCUAAGCCCUGACUUGCAAACUACGGCAAUUGAAGUGGCCAAUGAAUGUGCUGGAUUGCCGAUUGCCAUUGUAACAGUUGGGGAAGCUAUGAAAAACAAGAAGGAUUUGAAUGAUUGGAAGUAUGCUUUGCAUGAACUAAGAAAUCCCUCUAAAAGGAACUUCAAAGGGAUACCAGCAGGUACAUGUUCAGCUAUAGAGUUGAGUUACAAGUUUUUAGAAGAUGAGGAACAUCGACCUACUUUCCUACUCUGUAGCAUAAUGGGCCAUGAUGCUGCCAUCGAGCGCUUGUUGAGAUAUGGCGUGGGUUUGGGUUUAUUUCAUGGAGUUAACACAAUCAAAGAAGCACGAUAUAAAGUAUCCGCAUUGGUUAACAACCUGAAAAGCUCUUCUUUGUUACUUGAUGGUUCUACCUUUGAGCGCUUUGAUAUGCAUGACGUUGUUUGUGAUGUUGCCUUAUCGAUCGCUUCGAGAGACCACCAUUGGCUUGCUCUAGGAAGGGAUGAUGAUGAUGUAUUCAAAGAGUUGUCAAAUGAGGAAAAAAUGAGAAAUUGCGAACUGAUCAGCUUGCAGUAUGCUAAGGUUUGUGAGCGUUCUGAAUCUUCUGAUCACGAUCAGUUGGAAUGUCCAAAUCUUACCUUUGUCUCUUUGGGUAGUGAGGAUUCCUCUUUGAAAAUUUCAGACAACUUCUUUAGGGGAAUGCAAAAACUCAGAGUCUUAGAUUUUGCCAAACUUUAUUUUCCAUCCUUGCCUUCGUCAAUUUGUUUCCUAAAAAAUCUUCGUACUUUAUGUUUUUCUGAAUGCAUUUUAAAAGAUAUAGUCAUCAUUGAAGAGUUAAAGAAUUUAGAAAUCCUUAGCUUCCAUGAAUCUGAAAUUGCAGUGCUACCACCCCAAAUAGGACAAUUGAUCAAGCUAAAAUUGCUAGAGUUGAGUCAUUGUUCCAAGCUUAAAGUAAUAUCACCAAAUGUCUUGUCAAGUUUAUCCAGAUUAGAAGAAUUAUACCUAUAUAAUAGCUUUGAUAGAUGGGAGGUUGAGGGACAUGAGAAGCCAAGAACCAAUGCUAGCCUUGUUGAGUUGCAACAUUUGUGUCGUUUGACAACUUUGGAAGUACAUAUUCCUGAUCUGCAAGGUGUGCCAAAGGAAUUGUUUUCUGAAAAGUUUGAAAGAUACAAAAUUUCCAUUGGAGAGAAGUGGCGGCAGUCUUAUAAGUCAAAAACCUCGAGAGAGUUGAAACUCAAGUUGAAUAAGAGUAUUUAUUUGGACGAUAGUGGGGUUAAAACGUUGUUGAGAAAAACCGAAACUCUCCAUCUGGAUGCAGCGAAAGAUGUCAUAGACAUGCUUUAUGAUCCAGAUACCCAAGGUUUCCCACAUUUAAAACAUCUUGAUGUCCGCAAUGAUUCAGAGGUUAAACAUCUCAGUAACUCCAUGGAGUUGGCUUCAUGUAAAGCAUUUCCUCUUUUGGAGACAUUGUUUCUUCGUGAACUGAACAAUUUGGAGGCCAUAUAUUAUGGUCAACUCCAAGCUGAAUGUUUUGGUCAACUAAGAAUCAUAGAAGUUGAACAUUGUAACAUGUUGAAGAAUUUGUUCUCAUUCGCCUUAGCCAGAAAGCUCGGCCACCUUCAAGAAAUUCGUGUAUCUUAUUGCAAGAAUUUCACUGAGUUAAUUGUAGAAAAGAGGGAGGAAGAGAUUGGUGGUGAUGACAUUUUAGAAUUCAGCCAAGUACGCUCCUUAUCGUUAGCAAGUCUACCAACUUUCAUUAGCUUGUUUAACUCAGAAAAAAGGGUUUCCUCAUCUCAACAAGGAAGAGUUCAAUCAAUUGAAGGAAGUUCAACUGCCACAUCGCUUUUUGACCAAAAGGUCAUGUUCCCAUGCUUAAAGAAGUUGUGGUUAGCUUGUAUCACAGUUGAAAAUUUAUGGCAUGAUCAGCCUCCGGUAACGUCUUUUAGUGUUGGAAAUUUAACUGAGUUGACUGUUCAGAAUUUGAAGAAUCUAUUUACUUCUUCUAUGGUUGAAAGCUUCGUGCAACUGAAAUCACUUUUUAUUGGGUAUUGUAAUGAAAUUGAAGAGGUAAUAACAGUGACAGAAGGAUUACUGGAAGAAGAAAGGAUGAGGAAAAUGGUAUUUCCUAAACUAGACUACUUGGAGUUAUGGAGCCUUCCCAAUCUCAAAAGAUUUUGCUUUGGAAAUCCAAAUGAAUUCCUCUCUCUAAGGGAACGAAGGAUAGCUGAAUGUCCAGUUUUGAACACAUUUCAUUCUGAUUCUACAAGUGUGGGUACAAUUGUUGGAAAUGAAGCAGGAAAGAGUAGCAUCUCAAUGGUGAACCCUUGCACUGAUGUACCAAAAUAUCUAUUCGAUGAAAAGGUUGUGUUCCCAGGCUUAAAGCAGUUGGAUAUAAACUUCAUGGAAGUUAAAAAGCUAUGGCAUGAGCAACUUUCAGUAACUUCUUUUGGUGUUCAAAAUUUAACAAAGUUGGAAGUGUACGAGUGCCAUAAUUUGAAGAAUAUAUUUACUUCCUCUAUGGUUGAAAGCUUGGUGCAACUAAAAACACUUGCUGUUAAAAAAUGUAAUGAAAUUGAAGAGAUAAUAAUAGUGAUGGAAGGAUUAGUAGAAGAAGAAAGGACGAGGAAAAUGGUGUUUCCUAAAUUAGACUACUUGGAGCUUUGGGAUCUUCCCAAUCUCAAAAGAUUUGGCUUUCGAAAUCUGAUUGAAUUCCCUUCUCUAACAUAUCUGUAUGUAAAAGGAUGUCCUGUUUUGAAUACAGUUCAUUUUGAUUCUACAAGUGUGGGAACAACUGUUGGAAAUGAAGCAGGAGAGAGCAGCAUCUCAAUGGAGAACCUCCACUCGAAUGUCUCAAAAUACCUAUUCAGUGAAAAGUUGGCACUCCCAAAUCUACAGGAACUUCACCUCGAAUGGGAUGAUGGGAUGAAAGAGAGAUUGCAUGGCCUACGACUUGCAUCGGACUACUUUUGCAAACUAAAAGUUCUCGGACUUGUACGGUUUCCUCAACAAUUAGCCAUAUUCCCAUCUUUCCUGUUCCAAUUACUAUCCUUAACCAAUCUCGAAAGCCUUCAAAUAAAAGAUUGUUACUUUGAAGAGUUGUUAUUCCAAAGUGAAGGAGUUGGUGGUGAGGAAGGAUUCCAAAAUCUAAGGAUUUUACAUGUGGAAGGGUGUCCCAAAUUAAAAAGUAAUUUAGUUCCAUCCUCAGUAUGUUUCCAGAAUCUGAUGACUCUUAAAGUACAUAGAUGUGAUGGGAUCAUAAAAUUAGUUGCACAUUCAACAGCCAAAAGCCUAGUGCAGCUCAGAGAAAUGAGGAUAAGUUAUUGUGGAAAGAUAGAAGAAAUCAUAGAAGGUAGCGAUGGGGAUCGUGAUGAAGUGAAGGAUGAAAUCAUUUUCCCCAAACUCAACCUUUUGGAACUGAGUGGGCUAUCAAAUCUAGAAAGCUUCUGCUCAUCAGGGAAUCAUACCUUUGGAUUCCCAUCCUUAGCAACCGUACUUAUGCAUGAAUGCCCAAAGAUGAAGAUGUUCUCUAAGGGAGGGUUAAACGCUCCGAUGUUGCACAAAGUACGACCACAUGAGUGGGAAGAUGAAGAGGAAUGGAUUUGGGAAGGAAGCCUUAACAGCACCAUACAAAAACUGUUCAAGGAACGGAAUCCCGCGGAGGAAAUGCAGUAUUCUGUAGAAGAUCAAGGCAAUCCUUCAACUUCUAACACACAAUCAACAUAGUCGAGAAUGCUGAAGAAGAUCAGCUCAAUCCUUUGAUUGCCAAGAAACAUAGUAUGUUCUUCAUUUGAAGGUGUUUUCUUCAUCUCAAGUGCAGAAGUGCAAGGUUCCAAUUCCUAUUUCCUUCAUGGCUGGCAUUUAUGAGCCUUGGCAGAGUGAAGUAAACAAUGUAUGUAUUUUGAGACAUCAUUAUUGAUACUUCGUCAUUUGAAAUCAAAUGGUUAUAAGAUUUCCUUUAUUAUAAUACCGGGGUUGUUUAAAUGAACUAAUGGUCAUUUUUUUCAUUUCACAAUUGGGUUGGGUACCUUGGAUUAUAUUAAUUUCAUUUAAUUGUCAGUUGUCAUAUUACUGAAGGGCAGUACUGCCAAGCUGUUCUGUCUCUAAGGACAAGUUUAAUCAUGUUGCAUUUGUUCAACCUGUAAAAUGGUGGCAGCUUCUUUCUUUUAGUCUUUCUAUGUUUCUAUGAUGACUAAAUAUAGCCUGCCAUGUAUUUGAUCAACCUCGGAAGUAAUAACAUAUGUAAUAGUUGUCUGUUUUAAUGA
This is a messenger RNA of Durio zibethinus, 5033 nucleotides long. Lineage: Eukaryota; Viridiplantae; Streptophyta; Magnoliopsida; Malvales; Malvaceae. The record is from RefSeq and is a predicted model, not a curated record.